GUGUGUCUGAUCUGUAUGUGUGUGUAUGUGUGUGUGUGUGUGUGUGUGUGUGUGUGUGUGAGUGUGUGUGUCUCUGUAUGAAUAGGCACUCUUGUUUUUUAGUCUGUCUGCUAUGUAGUGUGUGGGUAUAAAAUGUGACGUGUCUCUGAAGUAAACAAACAGCUGUAUUGUGAAAGCUCGUCUCGCUGCCUCUUUUUCUCCAUGCUGUCAUCUUCCGCAACCAUUCCUCCUUUGUUUUCUCCUCUUUCUCUGCCUCUCUGUCAUGUCUGAUAUCUGAACUGGAUGCCUUUAGUUUAGAUGCUGAAAGUUGACUUUAAAAUGUUGAGACGGGAAAGCUGAGAUGUGUGUGUUCGUCACACUCAUGCAGACCAAAGAUCUCACGUGUCGUGGAGAGAGUGAACCAGCAUCUGACUCAGUGCAGGAUGCUGCUGUGAAGUUGGAACAGGAGCGAGCUGAAAUACUCGCCAAAUAUGACAAGGGUAAAGAAGGUGCCAAGGUGGAGCCAUGGGAGGAGGCCAAUUAUGAUCUGUAUAAAGUGGUGGACCGCUUCGGCUUCCUGCAAGAGAAUGAACUUCCACAAUGUGACGUAGCGGAGGAGAAGCAAAAGCAUCUGGAAUUGGAGAGAACGACAAAAUGGCUGAAAAUGCUGAAAAGCUGGGAGAAAUACAAGAACAGCGACAAGCUGUUAAGAAGGAUCUAUAAGGGAAUUCCACUGCAGCUCAGAGGUCAGGUUUGGUGCCUGCUUCUCGACAUCCCCAAAAUUAAGGAGGAGAAGAAGGAUUUCUAUGAGAAACUGAAGGUCAGAGCGAAGAGUUUGUCUCCUGAUAUUCGUCAGAUUGAUCUGGAUGUGAAUCGUACAUACAGAGAUCACAUCAUGUUCAUGCACCGCUAUGAUGUCAAACAGCAGGAUCUGUUUCAUGUGCUCACGGCAUACUCUGUUUAUAACACGGAGGUGGGCUAUUGUCAGGGCAUGAGUCAGAUCACUGCUCUGUUGCUUAUCUAUAUGAAUGAGGAAGAUGCUUUUUGGGCGCUGGUCAAACUGCUGUCUGGACAGAGAUAUGCCAUGCAUGGUUUCUUUGUUCCAGGGUUCCCUAAACUCAUGCGCUUCCAGGAACAUCAUGACCAUAUCCUACAGAAGAUGAUGCCUAAACUCAAACAACAUCUUGAUAAUCAAGAGGUAUUCGCCAGCCUGUACACUUUAAAAUGGUUCUUUCAGUGUUUCUUGGAUCGGACCCCAUUUACGCUCACGCUGAGAAUAUGGGACAUAUAUAUUCUGGAAGGAGAGCGAGUUCUGACCGCGAUGUCGUACACCAUCCUCAAACUCCACAAAAAGACCCUCAUGAAGUUGUCCAUGGAGGAGCUGGUGAAGUUUCUGCAGGUGACGCUGUCGAAGGAUUUCUUUUAUGAGGAUGACUUUGUGAUAGAUCAGCUUCAGAACUCAAUGUCUGAGCUCAAACGCUCUAAACUGGACCUGCCACCACCAGGUAAGGAGGAAGAGUUUCCUAAGAAACCAUUAGGUCAAAUUCCCCCUGAGCCUCCAAGACUGGUGGCAGCAGCAGCAACCAAACAUUUGGCUAACGGGCAGCCAGCUAGACAGACUGGUGAAGGACUGGCCCCUCGUGGUCCAAGUCCUACAACAAGUGUCAGUAAACAAAUAGAGUCUGGUCGCAUCACUGAUGGUUCACCAGAGAGGUACCAAGAGAGUCGACCACCCAGCUCCAUUGACAAGGUGCACCAUCCGGACAAGAUCGAUAGGGAGGUGCGGGGUGUGGACACUCAAAAGGAAAGAGUCCCAACCCAUAUGCCCAACAGCACCGUCGCAAAUGGUGGGAAGAUGUCAACCCAGAACCAGACAAAUCACAACUCCAGUGUUAGAUCCAACAUGCGCAGGGAUAUUGCACCUUGCUGGGUCAAGCCUUCCGACACCAAACUGGAAGCAGUCAAGGCAGCAGGCCUUCGAGAGAGCCAAUUAAGUCUCAUUAUGGGUGUUCCACCCUCGCCCAGCUCCCCAACUCCAGAGGAGGCCACCGGGGAACAACGCCGGCCACGUUACAGAGGGUUUGUUCCAGGCUCCAACCGUGCAUCCAAUGCCUCGCAAUAUGACAAUGUCCCGGGACAAGAUGGAGAGGUUAUGGAGAUUAUAGAGCUGGAAAAGCCGCCCUCUCGUCCCCCAGCCCAGCCAUACAGUGGACCUUCUAUAAGACAAGGCAGUCCCACUCGUCCCCCUAGUGGCAGAACCAGUGUCUCUCCCUUUAGAAUGCCCAAACAGAGCAUGAUCUCUAAACCAGAACCCCGUGCACCUCUGUACUACCCACCCGGCAUGACACCCGUCUACACUUCCUCUGAUUCUCGGCCAGAGGAGAGAUUGUACAGCCAGCCACACUCCGAGCAAAUCUAUGGAACAACGGCACGUACCUCUUCCAACAGUUCACCACAGAAAGAACUGAUGAACAACAGCUAUGUAACCUACCAACGGCCGCCACCCAGCAUGCCCCCUCUUAGGGUAGCUCCUGCAGAGCUUCCAGCCCAGAUGGACAACGUUGGUGAGUAUUACCUUAAACAACCUACCCGACUAAUGGGGUCUCCUGCUAACCCACCCACUGAACUGCAUUAUGAGGGACGCAAGCGGAGAGAGGGCUGGUAUGGGGACAUGGAGACAGGGCCUCCCCGCUCUCCGGCGGGAUUACCCCGAUCUCCCAGCUUCCAGAAAGCUCAGCUAUCACCCGUUCAUCCAGUUGAGGAGUUUAACUUUGCCCCUGCAGCCAUCUCGGACGCUAUGCUCCACUUCAGAGGACCCUACCAGGAGCAUUCUGGCAGGCAACAGCUCCCCCAACUGUUUGGAGGAGCACACUACAGGCAGGAGGCCUUUGCAAUGCAGGAGACAAUGCUGCUCUGAGGUUAAUGCACAGGGACAGGAAUAGAGGGACACCGAGUGCAAGUGAAUGCUAGAAAGCAGGUUUGUGUUGAUAAGUGUCUUUGUUUGCAGUUUUAUUUGUUUGUUUGCGUCGCAAGUCUUAUUGUACCGAGCAAGGGUUGCCAGUUUCAGGCAUUUAUACUGAUCAAAGACUGACUGAAGAUAACCAUUAACUGCCCAUGUGAACUACAAAAUAGAAUUUAAACAUGCAAAUCAUUUUUUUAUUUUUUGUUAGCACACUGAACUAUUUAAAUGGAGGGUUACUGGAGGGUUUCACAUAUGGACAAAUUCAUAUGGUUACUGAUCUAUUCAUCUACUUUUUAACAAGUUUGUUUGACAGAUAAAUACAUAUAGGACACAUUAUUUCUUUAAUUGUGAAUAUAUUUGUCAAGAACAAAGAUUUGUGUAGGUAAAAUAUGUAUAAUUGUCAGCAACUGUAACAGUGAUGACCACAGUUGGAUUAAACAUUUCAAAGCAUCACAUACAGUGUUCAAAUUAAAGUUAAAACCGUUGUAAGGUUUGUUUUUGAGGCUACACACUGAUCAGCCAAAACAUUAAAACCAACUGCCUAAUGUUGUGUAGUCCCCCCUCGUGCCAUCAAAACAACGCCAUCCCACAUCUCAGAAUAGCAUUCUUAGAUUAUAUUCUUCUCACCACAAUUGUACAGAGCAGUUAUCUGAGUUACUGUAGACUUUGUCAGUUCAAACCAGUCUGGCCAUUCUCUGUUGACCUCUCUCAUCAACAAGGCAUUUCCAUUUGCAGAACUGCCCCUCACUGGAUGUUUUUUGUUUUUGGCACCAUUCGCAAUACAUUUUAGAGACUGAUGUGUGUGACAAUCCCAGAAGAUCAGCAGUUACAGAAAUACUCAAACCAGCCCGUCUGGCACCAGCAAUCAUCCAUGUGAUUAUCUAAUCAGCCAAUCGUGUGGCAGCAGUGCAGUGCAUAAAGUCAUGCAGAUACGGGUCAGGAGCUUCAGUUAAUGUUCACAUCCAACCAUCAGAAUGGGGAAAAAAUGUGAUCUAUCAUUUGGACAUCUGAGCUCCUGGGAUUUUCACACACAACAGUCUCUAGAAUUUACACAGAAUGAUGCUAAAAACAAAAAACAUCCAGUGAGCGGCAGUUCUGUGGACAGAAAUGCUUUGAUGAGAGAGGUCAACAGAGAAAGGCCAAACUGGUUUGAACUGACAAAGUCUACGGUAACUCGAAUAACCUUGAGUAGAAGCAUUUAAUUUUAAACUGAGAGGGAUGUCAUCUCUUUAGUUCCCCAAGGGUAAAUUAUUACUGAUCACUAACUGAUCGAACACAUACCAGAGCUUAAUUUAAAUUAUAACAGCUGCCUGGGCCUAAAAGAAAAUCAGAACACUGUUACUAGCAGAUCAUUUAUGCCCUAACAUAAAUAGUUUUCUGUGUUCCCAUUGCUAAUUAUUAAAUCACUACAAAAUCUGUUACAAGUAAAUGUCUGGUUGUUUGAUGUAGCAUGCAACUGAUGUGUGUUCAUCUAAAAAUGGACCUUUUUGUAGCUGCAAAUUAUUGAAUCAAAUUUACACAAAAGCACAGGUUUUACACAUUAUACAAAAUAAAGCUGUAUAACUCAUUGACAUACAACCAAUACAGGUCUGUAGAUCAAUUGUGCUGGUUUGUCUAAUUUUAUAAUAUAUGUAAAUUAGCAAGCUAGAUUAAAUUCAUCACUCCUAACCCACUAACCGUUUUGUAAAGUGAAACCUGGUGUCAUGAAGUUCUCAUUCAAAAUAUAUUUGUUUCUGCUCAAAAUGUUUUCAAAUCUAAAACAAAGUUUGUUUAAUGAAUAAACACUCUUUUUUUUUUUUUUUAUUGUAUUUUUUUUGCCUGAAUUUAUUCAGUGGAAUUUAGGUUGAAGGUACUCUUUUGAUUUGCAUUUGCAUGGACAAACAUUGUUUCCUCAUUAAAAGGAUCAUGACAUGGACCCAGGUUUAUAUUUUAAUAUUUGUAAUAAGUUUUUUUUUUUUUUUACAGUAUACUGUAUAUCUGACUUGAUCAAAUGGCAUCGCAACACUCUACCAACUCAAUCGACACUUUCGUUUCAAUUAUACACUCCUGGUUUGUCAAGUCUGCUUGUCAAAUACUAAUAUAUAUAUAUAUAUAUAUAUAUAUAUAUAUAUAUAUAUAUACACACGCACUCAGCUGCACUGGAAAAAAAUUAAGAGACCACUGCAAAAUUAUCAGUUUCUCUGGAUUUACUAAUAGGUAUGUGUUUGAGUAAAAUUUUAAAUGUUUUCUAUUCUAUAAUGACAACAUUGUUCCCUAAUUUCAAAUAAAAAUAUUGUCAUUUAGUCCUUUUUAUUUAUUUUUUUGCAGAAAAUGACAUCUGGUCAAAAUAACAAAAUAUAAUGCAGUGUUUUCAGACCUCGAAUAAUGCAAAGAAAGCAAGUUCAUAUUCAUUUAUAAACAACACAAUAUUAAUGUUUUAUCUUGGGAAGAGUUCAGAAAACAAUAUUUGGUGGAAUAAUCCUGAUUUUCAAUCACAGCUUUCAUGUGUCUUGGCAUGAUCUCCACCAGUCUUUCACAUUGCUGUUGGGUGACUUUAUGCCACACCUGGUACAAAAAUUCAAGCAGCUUGGCUUUGUUUGAUGGCUUGUGGCCAUCCAUCUUCCUCUUGAUCACAUUCCAGAGGUUUUCAAUGGGGUUCAGGUCUGGAGAUUGGGCUGGCCAUUACAGGGUCUUGAUCCGGUUGUCCUCUAUCCACACCUUGAUUGAUCUUGAUCAACGUGGCUUGAUUCAUGUGUCCUUCACAAAGACAAAUCUGCCGAAUUCCAGUCUUGCUGAAGCACCCCCAGAUUCACAGAUCCUCCACCAAAUUUCACAGUGGGUGCGAGAUGCUGUGUCUUGAAGGCCUCUCCAGGUCUCUAACCAUUAGAUGACAAGGUGAAGGAUUGGUGAUGAUCUGGGGGUGCUUCAGCAAAACUGGAAUCAGGCAGAUUCGUCUUUGUGAAGGACGCAUGAAUCAAGCCAUGUACAAGGUUAUCCUGGAAGAAAACUUACAUACACUGUCGGCCAAAGGUUUCGAAUAAUGUACAGAUUUUGCUCUUAUGGAAAGAAAUUGGUACUUUUAUUCACCAAAGUGGCAUUCAACUGAUUACAAUGUAUAGUCUGGACAUUAAUAACAUGAAACAUUACAACAUUUUCAGAACUUCUUAAACUACUUAAGAGUUCUCAUCCAAAAAUCCUCCACUUGCAGCAAUGACAGCUUUGCAGAUUCUUGACAUUCUAGCUGAGAGGUUGUCCAGAUACUCAGAUGACUUUUCACCCCACUUUUUGUAGCACUUGCCAUAGAUGUGGCUGUCUUGUCGGGCACUUCUCACACACUUUAGUGUAGCUGAUAUCACAAAAGCUCAAUGGGGUUAAGAUCAAUAACACUCUUUUCCAAUUAUCUGUUGUCCAAUGUCUGUGUUUCAAAAGUGGCUUUUUCUUUGCAAUUCUUCCCAUAAGGCCUGCACCCCUGAGUCUUCUCUUUACUGUUGUACAUGAAACUGGUGUUUAGUGGGUAGAAUUCAAUGAAGCUGUCAGCUGAGGACUUGUGAGGCAUCUAUUUCUCAAACUAGAGACUCUGAUGUAUUUAUCCUCUUGUUUAGUUGUACAUCUGGCCCUCCACAUCUCUUUAUGUCCUUGUUAGAGUCAGUUGUCAUUUGUUUUUGAAGACUGUAGUGUAAAUCUUUGUAUGAAAUCUUCAGUUUUUUGGCAAUUUCAAGCAUUGUAGGCUAUUAACAGUGAUUGACUGACGAGUUUCUAUAGAAAGCUGUUUUUUUUUUUUGUUGCCAUUUUUGACCUAAUAUUGACCUUAAGUGGUGGAAGAUUUUAUCAAAAAUGAUUUUCAAAUAGUGAUGGUGCUGUUUUUUACAUCAGUAAUGUCCUGACUAUACAUUGUGAUCAGCUGAAUGUCACUUUUGUGAAUUAAAGUACCAAUUUCCUUCCGAAACAGCAAAUAUGUACAUUAUUCCAAACUUUUGGCCACCAGUGUGUGUCUGUGUGUGUGUGUGUGAUAUAUAUAUAUAUAUAGAUCAGCCAUAACAUU
Messenger RNA from Xyrauchen texanus (razorback sucker), 6962 nucleotides. Its product is annotated as USP6 N-terminal-like protein. The record is from RefSeq and is a predicted model, not a curated record. Lineage: Eukaryota; Metazoa; Chordata; Actinopteri; Cypriniformes; Catostomidae. The coding region runs from base 341 to 2896 and encodes 851 amino acids. The transcript has 14 exons.